AUGAGUUUCAUUGGUAAAAAGGCCUUAGUUACUGGGGCAUCUAAGGGGUUAGGUUAUGCAUUAUCACAACGGUUAGCUCAAUUAGGUUGUUCAGUUACUCUACUAGCCAGGAAUGAGAAAUUGCUAAAAAGGAAUAUCGAUUCACUUCCUGUGGUUGCAUCCGAUCAAAGUCACAGGUAUAUAAGUUGCGACCUUCAAGAGCUAUCGGAUAAAGAAAAAUCAGAUUCCAAUCUGAAAAUACACAAUGAAUUAAUGAAUUCUUUAACUGAUGUUUCGAUUUUAGUGAAUUGCGCUGGAAUAACAACCCAUAGAUUAUUGCCUAGAAUAAGCAGUGAUGAAAUACUAUCUACAGUGGGGUUGAAUUUGACUGCACCUAUAAUAUUAAGCAAGUUAUCAUGCAGACCAAUGAUGAAAGUUGCAAGUAAAUUAAAAGCGAGCCUGAAUCCUGAAUCAUUCAAAAAGCCUAUUAUAUUAAACAUAUCAUCGAUACUUUCAAUGACUGACAACACGUUACCAGGGACAGCCGUCUAUGCAGCACUGAAAGCGGGACUUUUGGGAUUUACGAAGUCUUUAGCUGCAGAGUUUAGAGGUAAGAUAAGAGUUAAUGCUUUACUUCCAGGGUUAAUUGUUGGAACUCAAAUGGGUGCCAAUGCUAUGAUAGAUGAUGGUGAAUUAAAAUUAAAAGAAGUUUCAUUAGAUGAUGUCGUAGGAAAGGCGAUUGAGAUUAUAUCUAAUGACUCUAUAAAUGGCCAGAAUGUCUUAAUUGACGGUAAGGAUGGUAAAUAA
Messenger RNA from Debaryomyces fabryi, 786 nucleotides. RefSeq names its product 3-oxoacyl-[acyl-carrier-protein] reductase (NADPH). The record is from RefSeq and is a predicted model, not a curated record. The transcript has a single exon. NCBI's taxonomy places the organism in Eukaryota, Fungi, Ascomycota, Pichiomycetes, Serinales, Debaryomycetaceae. Gene Ontology annotation, molecular function: oxidoreductase activity, acting on the CH-OH group of donors, NAD or NADP as acceptor. Bases 1 to 786 code for a protein of 261 amino acids.